GGGCACCCUCUAGCGAUGCAGCCUUUUGGCCUUCCGGGCUGUCAAUAUACACGGCUUAUCUUCUUAAGCCACAGAGGCAGCGAGAAGCGGUUGACAACUCAGCCCUCAGCGCCAAGGCCUCUGGGAAGCCGCAGGGGGGUGGGCAGAUGCUCCCUGCCCUGCCCUGCCAGGCCCUUGGCGGAUGCAUGGCCACCUCCUCCAGCUCAGUGUGAGGAGAACGGCGACCAAAGGGCCCGGUGCGCCCAGUGCCCAACAGCCGGCGGGGAGACCGGCGGGACUCCAUUACCCAGCGUGCCCCGUAGCCAGUCGCGGAACUGUGCUCGGAGCGGCUGCUGUGGAGGAGCCAUGGGGCACGUAGCGGGGCUCGCUCCGCUCCCGGCCGCCGCCGUCGUCCUGCUCCUGCUCCGCUGUUCCACCGCCGCCUCCCUCGCCCAGCGCGGCCGCGAGCCGGAGCCCAACGAGAGGCCCAUCGUCGGGAUACUGUCACAGGAAUGUCACUUUGAUGCCUUCCACAAAUACGGGAGUUCCUAUAUUGCGGCUUCAUAUGUGAAGUUCUUGGAGUCUGCUGGUGCCCGCAUUGUGCCCAUAAGAUUAAAUCUUUCAGAUGAAGAGUAUGAUAAAAUAUUCCACUCUAUUAAUGGAGUACUUUUUCCAGGAGGUGGUGUGGAUCUUAGGACUUCAGAAUACUCCAGGGUUGCUAAGAUAUUUUACCGCAAGGCAUUAGAGGCUAAUGAUAAAGGAGAUUAUUUCCCAGUAUGGGGAACAUGUCUUGGACACGAGUUGCUGACAUAUCUCACAAGUGGUGAAAUUUUACUUGUUAAUACCAAGACAAAUGGUUUUUCACUCCCUUUGAACUUUACAGCAGCUGCAAAACACAGUAGAUUAUUCAAGAAUCUUCCCACUGAUUUGUUUCAUGCCUUUGCUAAUGAGCCGUUGACAUCAAACUUUCACGUGUGGAGCAUUUCCAUGGAGAAUUUCACAAAGAAUGAAAAGCUGUAUAAUUUCUAUAAUAUUUUGACCACUAACACUGAUGAUGAAUUGGAAUUUAUAUCUACCAUGGAAGCAUACAAAUAUCCAAUUUAUGGUGUCCAGUGGCAUCCAGAAAAAAAUCCUUUUGAAUGGAAGAACUCAACAGGCAUUCCACAUUCCUCAUCAGCUGUAAGAGCUGCAUAUUACAUAGCUGACUUCUUUGUUAAUGAAGCCCGGAAGAGCCUGCACCGUUUCCCCAGUGAAGGUGAAGAAACAAAAGAGUUGAUUUAUAAUUAUACUCCAGUUUAUACAGGAACGUUUUCUUCAUUCCAGCAAGUCUAUUUUUUUGAUUGAGUAUCUUAUCAGAGGUGUGGCAGUGAUAUUGAUAAAUAGAAUUAUUUGCCUGCAUUGCAUAAUUAAACUGAUUUAAUGCAGUGCACGUGACAGAAAGACAGAAUAAUUAUCUUAUUUUACAAUAACUUAUCCUGUGUUUCUUCUGUACUGUAGGACCACUAAUCUAAAAUUUUACAUUCUAGAUCAUAAUGGCUGUCUUGGGUUAUUAUUUAUUGCUGAAGAAAAAUACCUUUUUCUUCUGGGAAAAGUUUUUUGAUUUUUUUUCCCUAUGAAUUUGGACAUUUUCAGGUUUAGUAUGAGGAAAAGCACUGCAUUCUCAUUUCAAAAUAUGGAGGUUGUCUCUGUAAAAUGCUGUGUGCUGUGAUAGCACUAGAGCUUUGGGUAUAUUGUAUAGUAAAAUCCUACCCUCUUCAUGUGAUUUAACAAAUGAGACAUUGGAUCUUGGGCUUGUAAAUUUGUCUAUGUAACCAAGUUCUUGAAAGGGAUUAUUUUGUUAUUUGAAAACAUUGUUCAAAAUCAUAAGUAAACGUGAUAGCAAAGAGACACUGACGGGGUGUGUUAUACCUGGUUCCUGAAACUUUGUGUUGUACAUCCAUUGCUGUUCAGAAAGAAGAUACCUUUUGAGGACUGUGUAAGUGUGAAGAUGCAUUUUAAAAUAGGCAUUGCAAAUAUCAGGUAAAAUAAGUAAGUGUGAAGAGCAUAGUUAUGUUGUUUCCACUUUCCGUUCUUUUUAAAUUCCAUUUAUAUGUAUUUGAAGAGCCUGUUUGAGAGUAACUGGAAUCAGAGGACAGAUAGGAGAUACACACAAAGAAACAGGUCUUUAAAAGAAUGUAAACCUAACUUCUGCUUUAUACACAUCCUAACUUCUUCUAUAGUUACUGAGUAGAAUUCUCAUUGUAGUUAAAGGUAGUUUUCCAUUCAGUAGAGACAGUAGUCUACUUGUGUUUUGUUGGAUAGUUAAUACAGCUGGAAUUUAAAAAAAUGAAUCUUAGAAACUUAGAAACAACUUCGAUGUUGACAUAAUUUUGCAUUUGGUUCUAUUAGUGAAAAUUUUAUAUUGUGUACAAAAACUAAGAUGAGACAAUCAACUAUAUAUUUACUUUACUGCACAGUUUCCAAACCACGUUAACAACAGUGGGGACUUGGAGUUUAUGAAAAAAAAACAGGUUCAUACCUCAGCUCUGUUUUGUAGUACCUUAAACUCUCCAGUACAACAGGCCAGAAGUAAUGCCUCCUAUUUACUUAUAUGGAAAUGAUGGUAGGUAGAUACAAAGGGCAGAACGUUUCCUCGGGAAUUCAAUUCCACCCCUUUGCUUCACACUUUCAUUUUGGAUUCCAUUUUGUCAGACCGACCCUCUGCUGCCAUGUGUCACACAGCAAUAAAAUAAUGGGAAUAUUGGUGGGACCAAUAACCUCUACUGCUGUACCACCACCAUCUGCCUCUGAUGUGGAGCCAUGUAAUAAAAUAGGAGGCAUUAUGUUCAGAGCAACCGUAUCUGAAUAAAGCUGGUACGUUUCUCAGGGUUUUUAAUUAAAGGACUCUCUAGCUUGUUCUUUUUGAUGAAACAGCUGCGUAAUAUAGAGAAUGUGAAAAACAUUAAUUAAAAUAAUAUAAAGAAACUCUAACUGUGACUACUGUAUGAACACUGCUUUGUAAUCACAAGCUUAGAUGUGUUGCAGUGCAGAUUAUUUCUACAUUUGCCAAAUUCACUGAAUUGAACUUUUUCACAUGAAUAACUUUAUUAUAUUAACUAUAUUUGUUGGUUCCUGAGUAGAUCCAGUGUAAAAGGACACGCUUGCUCUACUGUUGCAUAUAGAUGUGGCAGCUGAGAUGAAAUACUUACAAACAGAGUCUAGCCAUCUGUUUCUUAUUCAGACUGAGUUCUUUAGAAUAACUCUAAGGAUUUGCCUGAGUAAGAAGGGCAGGAUUUAGCCUUAAAACAGGGACCAGCUUGGCAAAUGAAAUAUCUGCUAACUGCUGUAGGAGUAAUUAGUUCUUAAGUGUGCAACUUCAAGGAAUAUUGUGUGUAAUAUGGUAAGAGAGUGGUGUAUUUAUCAUGAACUUGUAUGUGUUCCUUUUACAUCCUUUAUCUUGUAAAGUCAUUCUUGGUGCUAUCAGUGGUUCUUUUUUCUAUGAUAGUCUAAAUAAAGUUUAUUCAAGUAGG
Molecule: messenger RNA, 3488 nt
Organism: Coturnix japonica (Japanese quail)
Lineage: Eukaryota; Metazoa; Chordata; Aves; Galliformes; Phasianidae
Gene: GGH
Product: gamma-glutamyl hydrolase
Biological process (GO): tetrahydrofolylpolyglutamate metabolic process
Cellular component (GO): vacuole
Molecular function (GO): gamma-glutamyl-peptidase activity
Source: RefSeq, a predicted model, not a curated record